AUGCCGCUGCAGGACGAUGUCCUCCGGGAAGUGUGGGCCUCGGACAGCGGGCAUGAGGAGGAAGGCAGGAGCCCAGAGGUCCAGCGGCGCCCAAAGCAGCAAUCCUCCAGGGGACAGAAGUUGAAGAAGAAAAGGACGGAAGCCCCUGAGUCCCCCUGCCCUGCGGGAUCCAAACCCCGGAGACCUGGAGUCCGGCGGAGGGGGAGGCCGCGGGAGGACCCCGCCCCGGAGCCGGCCCAAGCCGGGGCGCCGCGGACCGUCUACACCAAGUUCCUCAGGGAUCCGGAAGCCAAGAAGCGCUACCCUCGGGAAACUUUUCUGGUAGCCAGGGCCCCAGGAGAGGAGGACGAAACAGAACAGGAGGAGGAUGAAGAAGAGGAAGAGGAAGAGGAGGUGGAGGAAAAGGAAGAGAAAAUCCCUUUGCCUCCCCAAAAGCCCCCUAACCUGAAGGCCUCUGCAGACAUCAAGGAGAGGAGAGCCACGGCCCAGGGUCCGAAGGGGAACCUGGGAAGCCCUGUUCCCCCACUGAAACCUCUGCUCGUUAAGAAGAAGGAAGUGCCAGCUGGGGAAGGGACGAAAAUGAGAAAGACAAAGAAGAAAGGGCCUGGAGAGGCUGACGAGGACCCCUCAGUGAGCCCGGCCAGAGGGCAGAAGAAGAUCCCAGCAGCCAUGUUUCUGGUUAGGAAAGAUGGCCCAGCUGAUAAAGCUCCAAAGAAGAAAGGCACUCCCAAAGGCUCAGAAGAGGAGAGGAAGGAGGAAGAAGAGGAGGAGGAAGAAGUGGCUGCUAUGGUGACCAAGAACAGCAAUCAGAAGGGCAAAGCAAAAGGAAAAGGCAAAAAGAAAGCGAAGGAGGAACGGGCCCUGUCCCCACCCGUGGAAGUGGACGAACCUCGGGAGUUCGUGCUUCGGCCUGCCCCCCAGGGCCGGACAGUGCGCUGCCGGUUAACCCGGGACAAGAAGGGUAUGGAUCGGGGCCUGUAUCCCUCCUACUUCCUGCACUUGGACACGGAGAAAAAGGUGUUCCUCUUGGCUGGCAGGAAAAGGAAACGGAGCAAGACAGCCAAUUACCUCAUCUCCAGUGACCCUACCAAUCUGUCCCGAGGAGGGGAGAAUUUCAUUGGGAAGUUGAGGUCCAACCUCCUAGGAAACCGCUUUACCGUCUUUGACAAUGGGCAGAACCCGCACCGUGGAGGAGGCAGCGCUGAUGUGGGGAGCCUCCGGCAGGAGCUGGCAGCUGUGAUCUAUGAAACCAACGUGCUGGGCUUCCGAGGUCCCCGGCGCUUGACAGUCAUCAUUCCAGGCAUGAAUGCGGACAACGACAGGGUCCCCAUCCGGCCCCGAAAUGCCAGCGAUGGGCUGCUGGUGCGCUGGCAGAACAAGACACUGGAGAGCCUCAUUGAGCUGCACAACAAGCCCCCUGUGUGGAACGAAGACAGUGGCUCCUAUACCCUCAACUUCCAAGGCCGAGUCACCCAGGCCUCGGUCAAGAACUUCCAGAUAGUCCACGCCGAUGACCCCGACUAUAUCGUGCUGCAGUUCGGCCGCGUGGCCGAGGACGCCUUCACUCUAGACUAUCGGUACCCGCUGUGUGCCCUGCAGGCCUUUGCCAUCGCCCUCUCCAGUUUCGAUGGGAAGCUGGCCUGCGAGUGA
Rhinolophus ferrumequinum (greater horseshoe bat) is the source of this 1650-nucleotide messenger RNA. It is a transcript of the gene TULP1, whose product is annotated as TUB like protein 1. The record is from RefSeq and is a predicted model, not a curated record. NCBI's taxonomy places the organism in Eukaryota, Metazoa, Chordata, Mammalia, Chiroptera, Rhinolophidae. Gene Ontology annotation, cellular component: cilium. The transcript has 16 exons. Gene Ontology annotation, biological process: protein localization to cilium. Gene Ontology annotation, molecular function: actin filament binding. Bases 1 to 1650 code for a protein of 549 amino acids.